Molecule: messenger RNA, 5079 nt
Organism: Paramisgurnus dabryanus
Lineage: Eukaryota; Metazoa; Chordata; Actinopteri; Cypriniformes; Cobitidae
Gene: hs6st1a
Product: heparan sulfate 6-O-sulfotransferase 1a
Cellular component (GO): membrane
Molecular function (GO): heparan sulfate 6-sulfotransferase activity
Source: RefSeq, a predicted model, not a curated record
GUGUGGAGCGCGCGUGUGUUGUGAAAGUGGGUGUCGCUGUGCACGCUGUUGGAGGAGCUUCACAUCGAUGUGUCGAUGACUUUAAACGUACCGUAGUCUGCAAACACACCGUGUCACGCAGUGGCUCAGAAAGAGAGAGAGAGAGAGAUUGCGCCGGAUCCCGCGCUGCAAUACUUCUGAUACAAUGCAUCCAACCGCUUACUGUCCGAUACAAUGUAUCUGAUUAUUUACUCUCACCGCGCGCUGUUCUGACCGCGGUGUGUUUUUAUGGAGACAGUGUAUCGGCGUCCUAAAAAACAGUCAACCGGGAAAUGGUAACACAUGAACCUUCUCACUGGAAGGAACAUGGUUGAGAGGAGCAGUAAAUUUCUGUUCGUCGUUGUCUGCUCGGUUCUGUUCAUGCUGAUUCUGUAUCAGUACGUGGCCCCGGGGAUGAUGAACUUCGGAUCUCCGCACGGUUACGCGCUGGAGGACGAUGCGGAUCUCUUCCCGACCCCCGAUCCACAUUACGUGAAGAAAUUCUACUUCCCCAUCCGAGAUCUGGAGCGCACUGUGGAUUUUGAAAUCAAAGGGGAUGAUGUGAUCGUCUUUCUUCACAUCCAGAAGACCGGGGGUACCACGUUCGGCAGGCAUCUGGUCCAGAACGUCAGGCUGGAGGUGCCGUGCGACUGCAGACCCGGUCAGAAGAAGUGUACCUGUUACCGACCCAAUAGGAAAGAGACGUGGCUCUUCUCUCGGUUCUCCACCGGUUGGAGUUGUGGCUUACAUGCGGACUGGACCGAACUCACCAACUGCGUACCGGGUGUUUUGAAUAAAAAGGAGAACAGGAUGAAAAACCAAAGGAAGUUCUACUACAUCACGCUGUUACGAGACCCCGUGUCUCGCUACCUGAGUGAGUGGAGGCACGUCCAGCGCGGAGCCACGUGGAAAACCUCCCUGCACAUGUGUGACGGGCGAACGCCCACGCCCGAGGAGCUGCCGCCCUGCUACGACGGCACCGAUUGGUCGGGCUGUACGUUGCAACAGUUCAUGGACUGUCCUUACAACCUGGCGAACAACCGUCAGGUGCGCAUGCUGGCCGACCUCAGCCUGGUGGGCUGCUACAACAUGUCCUUCAUCCCGGAGAAGAAGCGUGCCCAGGUAUUGCUAGAGUCGGCCAAAAAGAACCUGCGAGACAUGGCCUUCUUCGGUUUGACCGAAUUCCAGCGCAAAACGCAGUACUUGUUCGAACGGACCUUCCGCCUCAAGUUCAUCCGUCCUUUCAUGCAGUACAACAGCACGCGGGCCGCCGGCGUGGACCUGGACAACGACACGAUCCAACGUAUCGAGGAGCUGAACGACUUGGACAUGCAGUUGUACGACUACGCCAGGGAUCUUUUUCAGCAGCGGUACAUGUACAAGCGGCAAAUUGAACGAAGAGAGCAACGUCUAAAAAACCAGCCUCUUUUUCAUUUUCGCCGGACGCCCUACGACGACCCUACUUCCAGGGACGACGGGCCUGAGUCGGAAGGUUCGCGCUUGCCUACGGAGGACUAUAUGAAUCACAUCAUUAACCGUUGGUAGCAGUGUCGGGGGGAGGGGGAUGGAAAAUCCAUGAGGAAGAGGCUGCGGUCCCCAGGUCAGGUCACGAGGGAGAAGAACACAGAGAUGGAGAAAGAGACAGAUCUUUAGCGCCACCAUCUUGUCCUUUGACGUGUCAUAUACGGCCCUCCCCCCUACUGUUGCGCUUUAGGAUGUCCUUUUGAGGACUACAAAAGCAGGAAACGGUGCCGAGCGAUCGGGUGCCUGAUGUCAGAAAUGUGACUGAAUAACUUAAAGCACUGAGCCUGGACUUAGAUACUUAAAGUGGGUAUGAUCACCCAUCGAAGAAAACAAGCAACAUAGAUUAUGGCAAUUAUAUUCACUGCAGAUUUUAAAUAAUGAACAGAAUUGAAUUGUAUAGAGGUACAGUAUUUGCCUAAAUGUCUGCCGCCAUUUCAGCAAUGAAUUUGUGACGAUGUCUCUUUUUUUUGUCUUAUUUCUUUUCAUUGUGUUUUUUUAAGGAAUUUUAUCGUCACUUAAAGAGGUAAACUCACAGCACUGAAACCAACAGAGCUGCCUAACUCUUACUGGAUGCAAUUUAUUAGCUUUUCAUAAUCGUUGAUGACUUGAAAAGGUUUGUUCUGUUGGUUUUUAUUCAUUUUAAUGGACAGCGCUUGGACCAUAGCCAUUUUUUAAGCUUUCAGCAUACCGUACGAGAAACCGGUGAGCUAGGUGUACUAAUAUAAUCUUACCGAAUGUGAGAUAUUUAAUGCGUCCGAUCCGGCAGGCGUCUUAUUGGCCGAGACAAAAUCUAGGUUGUCAUGACAUCAAGCUCACGCAGCGUCUCAGUAGCUGAUUUAUCUUAUGCUUAAAAUGGAAGCUCGUGGAGACCCAAAGAGGAAAUUGUGUCUUAUUUUACACUUAGUGGGGAGGAUUCUGUGUUUCUAAGCGGGAAGAAGCGGUGUGCUAUAUGGAGAUGAGACUCUGUAAUGACGCCUGUAUGUCAGUCAAUAACAGGAGCGUCGUGGAGUUGCAUAUGAAUGUGAGAGACCGAGAGAGUGCUUACGAAAACCCAAAAGCUGAAGAUGGCAAACGCAGCCUUUAUAAAUGUCACUAUCAUUCCCAGAAGACUACUCAUUAUUUUGUAUGCGUGUGGAUAAAAGAUGUUUGUGUGUAUAUAGAGUAAGUGUUAGUAUGCAAGUGUAUUAUCAGAUUUUGAAGCCCUAUGAAUGUGUGUGUGUGUUUCAUGACCAAUCUCUUGCCAUGGUCCUCAGGGACUAAAAUUAUUGCCAGUAAGGGGACUAGAAAGAUGGUACACGUCUCCCAUUAUGCAAGUCUUUGCUAACACUGUUUUUUUUUUUUGUUGUUUUUUGUUAAAGGAAUAGUUUAUGUCGCUCCUGUCUGUACAGUGUAAGUGAAUGGGGACUGGGGCUGCCAAAAUUUCCAAAAUUACCAAAAGAGCAUCAUAAGUAUCAUUCCAAUUCUUGAAUGAGUAAAUGAGCGUAUAGGUAACUACAAAAGGAUUACAUUAUUGGUGCAUCUUUUGUCAUUUUAAUACCUUGACUGCCCCGUUCCCAUUCAUUUUCAGUGGUAUCUCUUUUAAAAGAAUGUCAUUGGGUUUGGAACAAAAUCAUUUUUGGGUAAACUAUUCCUUUAAAUUUACAGCUAAGCGCCAGAUCAAACAAUAUGUGAAUAAGAUAUCAGGAAGAUUUAGCCCACUGGAAAUGUAACCAUCCUGUAUAACUGACAUUAAAGUUUCUGAGGGACAUCUUUGCUUCUACUUAAUGCUCUGCAAUGGGAAUUGUUUUCUCAGUAACCAUAAAAACAGACUACUUUUCACUUACUGCAUAUUUAACCAAGCCUAGAGUGUUAUGUUAUACAGAAACAAAUGUCUUACCAUGAACCUUCCAUAAAUUCAUGAAUGAUCUUUAACAAGGCAGCCCUGUAUUGAUAUCUUUCAAAGUGAUGAUAUUGUUUCUGUCAGCUGAAAAUAAUUGGAAGAUGCAACCCUCUGGGCAAUUGUGUCACUGCAAAACUGACUCGAUUUUAUCUUAGGUGACUAGUUAGGUGACCAAGUGUUUCUCAGUCUUAAAUCAAUGUCCAACCAAUCAGAGUGGAGAAUUGUUGCAUUUUAAAAACGGUCAUCUGAGCCAUCAGAGUCGAGUGGUAGCCCAAAAACAUACUAUAUACUGUACAUGAAUGCAGACGUAUAUGCUUGACCGACAUAUUGCACAAUCCUUAAUUCAGUCAAGGGACAUAUAGAGUAACGUCAAGAUGUUUGUGCUAUUAAAAUGGAAGUGCUAACACUUCAACAGUUUAACUACCUGCUCCAGUUGGUAAAAACUUUCGGUUGCUUAGCCUUGACAUUAGAAGACGUUAAAGUCCCCAUGAAAUCAAAAUUACAAUUUUCUUUCCUUUUAGUAUAAAUGCAUUAGGCUUAAGGAUAUCAACUGGUGGUGUCCAAAAUGCUGACAAAACUUGCAUACAGAAGAUAUAAGCAUUUAAAACUUGUUUGGCACGUGCGCUAAAAAAAGUCUAGAGUUUACAUCAGCUUUUGAUCAAAUUUCCUGUCCAAUCAAAUGCUUUCUCAAGCGUCCCUUCCCCUACAUUGCCCAGACCAUAGAUGUGUAUAAUAAAGGCUAGAUGUGUUACGGCGGAGUCUCUAACGUCAUCACCUGGCGGCCAUCUUACCACAUGCAGCUCGCUCACUCGUAGCAUUGAGUUUUAAUGGUGCAGGUACUUUUAAAUGACCAUAACUUGCUCAAUUUUCUACCAAUUUCUACCAACGGUUUGGUUUCUUACAAACGUUAUUAACAAGGCUAUAAUUCAGGAUGCUUUAACAUGUUUCAUGUUUUUUUUUUUUUUGUAUAAGUAUGGCAAGUAUAGGUAUAGGUACAUCUUUGAUGUUUAUAACAAACCAAACCGGUAGAAAAUUAAGCAAGUUAUGGUCAUUUAAAAGUACCUGCACCAUUAAAACUCAAUGCUACGAGUGAGCGAGCUGCCUGUGGUAAGAUGGCCGCCAAAUGCAGACGUUCCACUCAAUUGGCCAGCAGCGCGGGCGAGACAUCUAGCCUUUAUUAUACAUAUCUAUGGCGCAGACCCUCCACAUUAAAUCACUAGCGCCUGAAAUGAGGCACUUGUGAAUAUGUUUACUAGUUCUUAUGUGGGGGAAUGGUAUAUUUUGCACAUGUAGGGGAUAAGAAACUAUUCAGACUGUGUAAAUAUACUUUUCAGUAAGGUGAAUGAAGUCUGAUAUUGUGUUACUUCAGUCCAGCCCGAUAGCACAGAGCGGAUCAUAUGCACCCAUAUGUGCCGAUAACAGUGAGGAGGAGAUCAAACAUCACAAACGGUUAGACAGGCUUGAUAGAGAAGAUAAACACCACUGCAUACACACAAACAUAAAUUGCACAAUAUUAUUAUCAUUCGUAUUAUAUGUCUAUAUACAUCUGUGGAGGCUUUGCUGGACUAUGCCAUAAACAAAACGCUGUAGAGACAGAGCGCAGUGCGUCAUAACCUGAAAACCACACCCACCGGGGGGGGGGGGGACAAUCCGACCGU